Messenger RNA from Paramisgurnus dabryanus, 4219 nucleotides. RefSeq names its product family with sequence similarity 184 member B (gene fam184b). The record is from RefSeq and is a predicted model, not a curated record. Lineage: Eukaryota; Metazoa; Chordata; Actinopteri; Cypriniformes; Cobitidae.
CUCGUAAUAUAAGACUGUAGUCACGCCCCGGGUGAAAGACAGGUGUCCGGGUCGGGGACACAUGCCGUCACUGUCCUGUCCCGCGCCGCGUGCUGCCCUGUCCGUGUCCCUGAUGGCAUUAGCGCGUGAGCUGCGCGCUUACCGGGGGAAGCGUCGCGGUGCAGCGGGAGAGCGUUGGACGAUCGCUUUAGCAAGCACAAUGCUUUCGGCUGUAAUAAGGACUCUGCCUUCAGGAUCACGUAGAGGCGAGCAGGGUGUUGCGCAGUCGGGUUUGUGAUUGAUCAGCGUGAUCUAACGGAGUUAUUAUGGCUUCCAGCGCUGGGAAGAUGACCCAGCCCACCGGUAGCGGCGCGUGUAACGGGACCGCUGGUGCUGAUCCUUCCAACGUGGAGCAGGAAUUGUAUGAUUAUAAGAUGCACACAAAAAUGUGCAAGAAAAUAGCGCAGCUGACGAAGGUCAUAUAUUCUUUAAACACUAAGAAUGAGGAGCAAGAAGCAACCCUGCAAUCGCUACGACGUGUUGCCACGGAGACGCAGGGCACCCUUCAACCAACCACUAGCCAGGAGGAGGAGGAGGAGUCGGCAUGUAUUCUGAGGACACGCCUUUUAGAGCUCCAGGCCACUGUAGAGGAGGUGGAAGAACGUGGACAGAGAGUUGAAUUAGAGUAUGCAGAGCGCAUAGCCGUGUUAACCCAAGAGACAGCAGAUCUCCGCAGAGACUACCAGAGCCUUCAGACCGAGAGAGACAACCAGCACCUAUUACUGCAAGAAACACAGGAUGAAAACAGACGGCUAGAGAACGAGUGCCAGGAGCUACGCAGAGCCAGAGAUGAAGAAAGAAGGAGAGAGGAAGAGGAGAAAACCUAUAGAGUGGAAGAAGAGAGAAGGAGAGAGGAAGAGGAGAGGAACAGAGAGACAAAAAUCGAGGAAAAGUAUGAAGAGAGGUUGCAAGCAUGUACAGAGGAGUUACAAGCUCUGAAAGACGAGAAGGAGAAAUUGGAAAAGGAGUGGAAGAGAGAGGUCGAGGAAUGGAAGAAGAGAAUGAGGAAGGUGGAAGAGGAGAGGAAGGAAGAGCAGGAGGCAGCUAAGAGGACAGUACAACAGAGUCUCAAUGAGCACAUCAGUCAGUGGCAGCAGAGAGAGCAAGAGAACCGCAAGUCCCAGAAUGCAACGCUUCAGCAGAGACUCAGAAAAGCAGAGGCAGAGUUGGAGGUUCAAGAACAGAGGCUGAAUGAGAGCAACAGACAUUGCAGCAAGCUUCAGGAGCGAGCAGAGGAUCUGGAGGAGCAGUUAGAAGAUGGGCGUCGCCGGGUGACCGAGGCUGAGGGCGUGGCAAAGAAAGCAGAGGAGGAGUUAGCUGUUGCCAAAGAACGAUUGCUACUGCAAGAGAAUGAACUCCAAAGCAAGUCAGAGGAGUUAAUGAGUCAGAGUUCCUCUCAGGUGAGGGUCUCUGCAGAGGUGGACGAACUAAGGGCUCAACUCAGUCGUCUCAACAUUCGAAACAAAGAGCUGGAGCUUCAAAACAGUGGCCGUUCUAAUGACCACGCCCGCAUGCUCAAACAGCAUGCUGAUGCUCUGUCCUCUAUGCGUCUGGAGCUGCAGCGUGCUCAUACUGAAGAGAUCAGACGCCUUCAGCAGGAGGUGGAGAAAGAACGUCAGAAUGACAGACAAGAGCUGGAAGAGGAGAAGAAACAGGUGCAGCAAAAGAUGGACGAAGAGAAAAUAAGGUUGAAAGAGCAGCUUCGGAAAGCCCUGGAAGAAGUCAUCCGCAAACAUGCCAGUGAACUACGGCAUGCUCACGCAAUGCUGGAUGCAGAGAAGAAGAAGACAGAGCAGGCUGAGGAGCAGAUGAAAGCCAGUCAAGAAGAGAGACAGAGUUUAGAGACAGAGAGAGCAGAGCUACACCAACAACUACAACUGUCCAACACAGAGAUAGCGAAAUUGGAGGGGGUGAUUCAGACACUGGAGAGAGAAAGAGAGGAGGAGAGCGAAAGGGAAAUGCAAAGAAAGAGGGAGAGCGCAGAGGUGGAGCGACGGUCUGCGUGCUGCCUGGAGUGCAUGCGGUUAAGAGAGGAACUGGAGAAUGCACACAGCAGCAUGCAGCAAUUACAGGAGGAGUUUUCUGCUCAUAAAGAAGGACUGCAUGCAGAGAUCUCUGCUAUGCAGCAGGAAAGAGAAAUUCUGCAACAGUCCAAUCACGGCAUAGAAGAGAGGAUCAGGCUACAGUUUGAGAAGCAAUUCUCCAAUCAGGUCAUGGAGCUGAAGAGAGAAAGAGAGGAAGAGUUCAGAAAGAUGAACCAACAGUGGCAACACAAAGUAGAGGAGCUGCAGACGGCGUUGGAGGAGAGGAGAGCUCACGCAGAGAAGAUAGAGGGAGAGCGAGACAGGCAGUAUAGUAAUGGUGAGAUCGAGCGAAUGAAGCAGGAGAUCCAAAAGACAAGAGAUAUGAACAGUUCCCUCAGAGCUCAGCUUCACUCCACUAUCCAGGAGAAAGAGAGAAUGAUGAGGCAUCAGUUACAGGUGGUCAAAGAGGAAGAUGAGGAUGAUGAAGAUGGAAAGGUUGCAGGUGAUAGAGAUGAAGAGCGGGACAAGAGGGUUUGGCGCGAGCGAGAGGAGGAACUGUUGCGUGUGGAGAGAAUAAACCACCAGCGGGCUCUUCAGGCCUUGGAAACACAAGCCAAUGAGGAGCUUCAAUCAGAGAGACAACGCUUGCUCACACAGCACAAACUACAGCUCGACAAGCAGAAGGCAGAGCUGACCCAGCAGCACACUGAGUGGGUGAGACAGGUCACCCAGAGACACAUGCAGCAGAUCGAGGACCUUCAAAACGAAAUACACACGCACACACAAAUGAUGGCCUUGCAGCAGGAUCUAAAGCAACAAAACCGUUUACAGUCUUUAGAGAGACAGCUGGAUGAGAAGAGCAGUGAAGUACAGGAGCUAAAGAGAGAGAACGAAGAGCUUAAAGAACGAAUGAAUGCAGUGAGCGCACAAAAAGAGGAACAAGACCACAGACAGAAACAUAGGAGUUUUGCAGAUGACAAAGAUGAAAGUGAUGAAACCGGUGUGUUGGAGCACAGGAAUGACAUGGAGAAUGUAAAGAAAGAGCACAGAAUGGAGAUCCAGACCAUAAUAUCAGACUUCAGCUCCGCCCAAACACGACUACAGGCCCGCAUUGUUGCCUUGGAAACAGAGUUGAGAGAAAGGGAAGAUAGAGGGAAGAGGAGAGCAGAAGACCUCCACACCAUCGCCAAACUGCAGGACAAGCUUACAGAGAGGGACCAACUUAUCAAAAGUCUGGUGGAGGACCUCCACCAGCUUUCCCAGCAUCCUCCCCUCUGCAUCGAUGAAAUAUUGAAGCCUUAUGACUCUAGGACUCAAGCAGGGACCCUCACACCUACUUUGAAGAAAAAAGGGGUGGAGGAAACUAGCGUGCCCAACCUCUGCUCGUACGAUGGAGGGUCGCCCAAGACAAAGAGCUCCCCUAUUAUGGAUCGUAGAUUUACCAGUCUGGAACAAAGCAGUCGAGGGACUCCCCUAACAAGGACACAGACACCCACCUCACCUCAUGCUGAACGCAGAACCUCUGUCAGACACAGCCGCCCACCCUCACAAGAAGUUCGACAUCAGCCCCAGCUUAAAAUGAACUAUAACCAGCAUAUCAGGACUCCAGCUGAGCAGAGAGUUAUUAAAACAGGACCUGAUGGACAAGACCCUCAGAAACAGGAGUGGUUCACCAAAUACUUUUCUUUCUGAGCCACCAUCAAAUCUUCCGGUUUGUACCACAAGACUUUGACAACAGGCUCACCAAAGGCUCCUUUUGUGCAUACUCGACACCAAAUAAGCUUUUCUACAAGAUGCAUCUCACGUUUAUCCUGUUCACAGACAGCCCAAUGUCUUAAAUGUCACAAAACAGCAGAAAUUAUGCAUUCACCCUGAACAACUCCUCAGACUUAUGAAGGACAGCAGGGUAGGACUUUAAUGGUCAUGGAGCACAUGGGCACCUCAAAGAGGUGGCAGAUGACGUUCCCUUGCAGUGGUUUAUCUUCUCACACAUUAUACCUCCAGCACAAGGAAGAUCAUGCAAGGUGAACCGAACAAUUCAACAAUUCUGCACAAACUUCAAUGUGGACAUAUAUUAAUAUAUAUAUAUAUAUAUUAAGUGAACUGCCAAGUUUGUAGUGGUGGAAAUGUUGUGUGGAAUGCUGAAGCUUUCAUAA